This is a messenger RNA of Gekko japonicus, 374 nucleotides long. RefSeq names its product phosphodiesterase 6H (gene PDE6H). Bases 96 to 374 code for a protein of 92 amino acids. The transcript has 4 exons. Lineage: Eukaryota; Metazoa; Chordata; Lepidosauria; Squamata; Gekkonidae. Gene Ontology annotation, cellular component: photoreceptor outer segment membrane. Gene Ontology annotation, biological process: visual perception; positive regulation of epidermal growth factor receptor signaling pathway; positive regulation of G protein-coupled receptor signaling pathway. Gene Ontology annotation, molecular function: 3',5'-cyclic-nucleotide phosphodiesterase activity; cGMP binding. The record is from RefSeq and is a predicted model, not a curated record.
GUGAAACAAAAGCAAGCUGCUUGGAGCUACAUUGUGGAUGUCUGAUUAAACAUAUAUACUGAUCUCAAAAAGCAGUGCCUCAGUGUUGCUGAAGAAUGUCUGAGGGGGACGCCGCCCCCGAGGAAAAUACCCUCAGUGCUCCAGCUGCACCACCGAAACAAACUGGACCCACCACACCACGCAAGGGCCCCCCCAAGUUCAAGCAAAGGCAAACAAGACAGUUCAAGAGCAAGCCCCCUAAGAAAGGAGUAAAAGGUUUUGGAGAUGAUAUCCCAGGAAUGGAGGGACUUGGAACAGAUAUUACAGUGAUCUGCCCCUGGGAAGCUUUCAGCCAUCUGGAGCUUCACGAGUUGGCACAGUUUGGAAUCAUCUAA